UUCCAUCCCCAUCUGCCAGGCAGAGGCUACCAGUUUCUCGCAAAAGGUCUCGGGGCAGCAAUGUGGUUUUUCAUCUUCUAUCGUGCCAAGCAAGAUGGGCUGAAGUUACUGGGUGCGCAUCCGUGGGGCCAUGGAGAGCACGGACACGAUUCACAACAUUGA
Molecule: messenger RNA, 162 nt
Organism: Cantharellus anzutake
Lineage: Eukaryota; Fungi; Basidiomycota; Agaricomycetes; Cantharellales; Hydnaceae
Exons: 3
Cellular component (GO): mitochondrial inner membrane
Source: RefSeq, a predicted model, not a curated record